This is a messenger RNA of Colletotrichum destructivum, 1285 nucleotides long. RefSeq names its product Putative short-chain dehydrogenase/reductase SDR, NAD(P)-binding domain superfamily. The record is from RefSeq and is a predicted model, not a curated record. Lineage: Eukaryota; Fungi; Ascomycota; Sordariomycetes; Glomerellales; Glomerellaceae. Gene Ontology annotation, molecular function: oxidoreductase activity, acting on the CH-OH group of donors, NAD or NADP as acceptor. The coding region runs from base 177 to 1157 and encodes 326 amino acids. The transcript is spliced from 3 exons.
CAAACACACUUGGCCGCCGGGUCAGGAUUUCGCCCGCCCAUCUGAUACUGACGUGAUACAUAAGCAAGCUGGACAGUCAAACAUCUUGUCGCGCCCCAACAUUGCUGACCUCGGACCCUACGGAGACUGCCUUGGGUUUUGACCUUUUCCCCCCUUCUGCCAUUCCACUCCGCGCGAUGUCUUCUCCGCCAAGUAUGCUGUCCCGUAGCGUGUCCGGGAGGCACGAGGAGCUGUUCCGGGCUUUGAGAUCCUUCCAGGCCCUGGAGGUGUUGGCCCGGCGGGGCUGGCCCCGGUUCAUCCUGUCCGUCUUGCUGGGCAUGGCGGCCAUCAGACGGGCGAGCAGCCUGCUGAGCCUCGCCGCUCUCAACAACUUCACGCGAGACAAGUACGACUGGAGGCGGGAGCUGGUGGUCGUCACCGGCGGUUCCGGCGGCCUCGGGGAUGGACUUGUCCGGAAGCUGGCAAAGAACUGUGUCAAGGUAGUCAGUCUCGACAUCGUUCCGCCAAAGGACCCGCUGCCGUCCAACGCGUACUUUUACAAAACGGACAUCACAAGUUCCACGUCCGUCAAGGAAGCCGCAGACCAGAUUCGCCAGGAUCAUGGCGAGCCAACGGUGCUCGUCAACAACGCGGCAGUCAUGCCGAUAGCGUCCAUCCUCGACGAGACCGAGGAGCAGAUCCGUCGAGUGUUUGACGUCAACAUCGUGGCCAGCUUCCUGCUGAUCAAGGAGUUCAUCCCCUCCAUGAUCAGGAACAACCAUGGCCACGUCGUCAACAUUGCGAGCAUGGCAAGCUUCGUCACCGGCGCGAACAACGUGGACUACGCGUGUUCGAAGGCCGGCACCCUGGCCCUGCACGAGGGCUUGACGCAGGAGUUGCGCCAUCGCUACAAGGCGCCGAAAGUGCGCACGAGCAUUGUUCACCCAACCUACAUCAGAACAGCCCUGAUCGAGAAGGUUCACGCCGCGGGGCCCUUCAAGUCGGAACUACUGGAGCCCGAACCUGUCGUGGAUGCCAUUUUCAAACAGAUCAUGUCUGGGCGCAGCGGCCAUGUGUAUCUGCCGGAAAAGCAACGCAGAAUUGUCGGGGCGCGAGGUUGGCCCUUUUGGGCUCAGGAGGCGCUGAGAAACACACAGAAGGAUGUUCUUUUGCAUUAGUUGUGGUUUCGGUGUUUUUCCCUUUCCCAAGACGAAAAGGGCUUCAGGAAACUACGGAUAGAGGUGGAAACUCUACCUCGAGCGUGGCAUUGCCACAUCUUGCGGCGCGUCUGGGUGCAUGAACUUUA